This is a messenger RNA of Aaosphaeria arxii CBS 175.79, 2559 nucleotides long. RefSeq lists its product as uncharacterized. NCBI's taxonomy places the organism in Eukaryota, Fungi, Ascomycota, Dothideomycetes, Pleosporales. Gene Ontology annotation, molecular function: oxidoreductase activity. The transcript is spliced from 2 exons. The coding region runs from base 239 to 2500 and encodes 753 amino acids. The record is from RefSeq and is a predicted model, not a curated record.
CCUCAACUUGUCCAUCAGGUCCAAUCAACCCACAAUCGCUGCAUUACAAAACGUUUCCAUUGAAUCUCAUGUAGCAAAUUUUCAGUCUGACAUUUGGCAAUUACUCUCUAACCUACACUGCAAGCCCACAAGCUCUCUAUCCCCGUGAUACCUACUUCAAACCGUCGACCUGAGUCGACAUCCAAGACCAGACUGCCAUUUCUUCCGCCUUCUACCACAGUUAUUCCCGACGAUUGAGAUGAAGUCUGUACUCAUCGUUGGGGCUGGCCCUGCCGGUCUGGCCACCGCCAAAACACUGUUACAUCGCACCGGCGGCACCUUUAGAGUCACCAUCUUCGAGGCCUCAGACCGAGUGGGGGGAAUGUGGAGGGGAAGGCCAGGUGAAGAAGGCGACAAAUGCAGCCCGCACAUGAGGACCAACCUAAGCCGGUUCUGCGUAGCCUUCUCUGACCUUUCAUGGCAUUCCGUCGCGUCAGACACCACUGACGGCCGGUCUAAGAGCUUGUCGAUGUUUCCAAAGGCACACGAGGUCGGUCGGUAUCUGGAAGAGUACGCACGAAAGUUCAUUCCCGAUGGAGUCACGAUUUGCAACAGGCAGGUCAAAGCUGCCAAGCUCGAAGGCGAUCGGCCACGUCGGUGGAUUGUCUCGUCUCUGGAUACUACCACAAGCACAACGCAUGAGGACGAGUUCGACUACUUGGUUGUCGCAAGUGGGUUCUUUGAUCGACCAAGUCAGGAUGAUCUUCAUUCCAAUUCCAAGAAUGGAUCUCACAGUGCAGGAAUACAGGCCUCUUCCAAGUUCAGGGACGUUUCUUCUCUGGCGAAAUCAGCUGGCAACAUCGUCGUCAUCGGAGGAGGAAUUAGUGGUAUAGAAGCUGCUGCGACAGCUGCCUUUCAAAUUUCUGACGCAAAAUACGCGCCUGGAAAGGUGAAGCCAGUCCAUGCCGAGAGCAAAAUCUAUCACGUUUUCAAUCGACCGUUCUACCCUCUACCUCGAUACCUGCCAGGAAAUCCCCACAAUCCGGAUAUACAAGACUACCGCCUCGCACCUGACUUUCUCCCCCUCGACCUCGCCAUGUACAACCUAGGUCGGCGAGGAACCGGCGAGAUCUUCGCUACAAACGGCCAGGUGCCAGCUGAGAAAGCCAAGAAAGGGCAUGAAUUCAUACGACUCAAUCUCGGUGGCGAUCAGAGGGACCUUGGCCAUCCACAACUGGUCUAUACGCCCAUCCAGACCGAGUGUCCGGCGUACACAGGGGUUUCUGACACAUACACGGAAUUUGUAAGAAGCGGUCUCAUUGUGCCAGUGCAGGGUCGUGCAUCCGUCGAGGAAACGGAUGACAAGACAAGUGUUCACGCACUGCAGAAGGGCCUCUGGUCUCUGCACAGCGAUGUUUCGCAAACCAGCGAAGAAACAACGUACACGAUCGACAACGUCACGGGCAUCAUCAAGGCAAUCGGCUUCGAGGCCCACCUCGAGUACCUCUCAGAUUCGGUCAGGCAAGCCCUCGACUACGAUUCGCAAUGCCAUCGGGUCCCAUUCCUCCUAUCGCGUGGCUCGAUACAGAAUCCCAACGUACCCGAGCUAGCAUUUGUUGGUUUCUACGAAGGUCCGUACUGGGGCGUGAUAGAAGCGCAAGCUAGGCUAGUAGGUCACAUUUGGGAUCCCGAAUCCUCGGUACCUCGCGAGUCCCUGUCCGCUGUUACAAGCGAUAUUUCGCAAUCGAAGUCGAUACGCGAGGCAAUAAAGAGGGACGACCUCGAUGUGCCUCAAUUCUGGAUGAUGGACUACGUAGGUCUGAUCGACGAGUUCUCCCGCCUGGCCUCGAUCCCCCGAAACGACACCACUUUUCCCGGCCAAUCCGGCCCAGCCUUCGCAUCACGAUACGCCGAACCUGGUCCUUCAACUGAAGCUGCAGAGGAAGUCAUACAAGAAGUCCACAGUCUCCUCGAAGCAUCCUCCUCGGAGGGCCGCUUCGUCGCAGCAGCUGCUUUCCGCGCCAUGCAAGGAGACUGGACUCUCCUCCGCAAGAUCGACUCCCGGCACCCCUCCUCGCCAGGCGGAACGCUGGCGGGCAGUGCAUCGUUCCAUCCUCGAGAACCCACGUCCCCGAACGCGACUGCAGAAUUCCUCUACAUCGAAACCGGCACCUUCACUAUGGACAACGGAUACAGUUUCCCCGCGACACGACGCUAUGUAUACCGCUACAACGAGGCCACCGACAAAAUCUCGACGUACUUUGUGCAAGACGACGGCGAGAGCGCAGAGCGGCUGUUCAACUCGCUCGUCUUUUCGAAGCCGGAGGACGUAGAGAAAGGGUGGAUUGCGAAGAGUACGCAUUGGUGUGAUCCGGAUAACUAUGAGAGUAGCUGUGAGUUUAGAUUCAGAGGGGCAGCGUUGUCGACGUUCGGAAUCACGUAUAAGGUCAACGGGCCGAAUAAGAACUAUUCGCAUGAGAGUUGGUAUGGCAGACGGGUUCCUGGAUCUUUAGAGAAUUAGAUUAGAAGGGUAGAAUAUAGAAGUAAAUAGAGUUUCGUAAAUUCAAUACUAUCUUGUUG